Molecule: messenger RNA, 714 nt
Organism: Pezoporus occidentalis (night parrot)
Lineage: Eukaryota; Metazoa; Chordata; Aves; Psittaciformes; Psittacidae
Product: thymosin beta-15A homolog
Exons: 3
Coding region: 110-247 (45 amino acids)
Biological process (GO): actin filament organization; regulation of cell migration
Cellular component (GO): cytoplasm
Molecular function (GO): actin monomer binding
Source: RefSeq, a predicted model, not a curated record
GGCAGGCUGGGCGGUGGCCGGGCUAUAUAAGGCACCGCCCCACGCCGAGCCCGCCAGCCUCACCUGGAAGCGCAGCGGGACGGGACGCGGCAGCUCCGCACCAGGCAAAAUGUGCGACAAGCCAGACCUGUCCGAGGUGGAGAAGUUCGACAAGAAGAAGCUGAAGAAAACCAACACGGAGGAGAAGAACACGCUGCCCUCCAAGGAGACUAUUGAGCAGGAGAAGGAAUGUGUGAAGUCUUCCUAGAGCGAGAUGGCCGGGCGGGAAGAGCAACCACUUGAUUUUCUUUUUUUGUUCAUUUUGAAUUAAAUCAUGUGGUUUUUUUUUAAAUUUCUAUCAUGUACAUGUAUAGGAGCAGCAGCAUCACCCAACCCACUGCCCCACCUCGCUGGCAGCUAUGGCAGGUUGGGGGAACAAAGCGUGGCCCUCUCAGUCCAUCAAUAGCCUGACCCGAGUCCAUCUCUGCUGCUCAGCCACCUCCAGUUGACAGCGCUGGUCUUGCUCUGAUGUGGUGGGGAGAUGAGCAAGGGCUGUGGAAGCUCCUGUGGAUGGAGCCCAUCUGCCUGGGGAGUGGGUGAUGCUUUGUGGCCCACGGCCUGGGUCUGUCUCGCAUACUCUUCACUGAUGGUGUUCUGUAGCCUCACUCACGUUUUUUUGUCUUCCUUGGGGGAAAAAUGAGAAGUUUAUUAUAAAAUAAAAAAUGUAAUGGCCUA